CAUUUCGCACGAUGCAUUCACGGACUUAUCCCUCAGCUGCUGCAAUGUCAUCGCCUCGCUACCAUGCAGCAAAGUAAAGAGGGUACAACUGGACAGGACUGGAGACGUUCUAAACUUCACACAUGCUAGCUAAGCCUCGGUAGUGUCGGCGAAGGAAGCCCCGCAGCGAUGGUUUUGGUGUCGGCCUGAGACAAAAUAAAAGGAGGAAUUGUUUUUACCUCGACAGGAAGAAGGACUACAGCUCGUGGAGUUCAUAUGUUGAAACCUGCUUUUCUGAGCCACCACAGAAGGCUGACUGGACUGUGUCCCGUGUAUUCCUAAAAAUGGCUAUCAUCAGACAAUUUAGAUUACUGGUGUGGAAAAACUAUCUUCAGCAGAAACGUCAAAUUGUGGUGACUCUGAUAGAGAUACUCUUGCCGCUGCUAUUUUCUGGAAUCCUCAUCGCACUGCGUCAGAGGGUUCAAUUUAAGGACUACCCAAAUGCCACAGUCUACGAGAGUUUUGAAGUCAGAGAGCUGCCCAUCAGACCUCCCCCGUGUUACUUAAAUAUCUUACAGUUGGCCUAUGUGCCUGGCAAUUCCAGUGUGGUGCGUCAAGUGGCAGAGGAUGUGCGAGGCAGCCUGAAACUCACCUCAGUGCGUGGCUUUGAGACAGAGGAGCAGUUUGAGGACUUUGUGAGGAAUGACCCUAUGUCAAGCAGACUGCUGGCUGCAGUGGUUUUUGAACAUCCCUUGUUACAUGAUGAUGAACCUCUGCCCUUACAGGUGAGCUACCACCUGCGCUUCACUUUCACCCCACGGUGCGCCCCACCGAAGGAGAGGUCAGAGCUCAACCCGAACAGCGACCUGGACUGGCACACGCUCAGCCUGUUUCCACUCUUCCAGAUGCCGGGGCCAAGGGAGCAGUAUGAUAAGGAAGGGGGCACACCUGGUUAUUUCAGAGAGGGCUUCCUGGCAGUGCAGCAUGCAGUGGACCGAGCCAUCAUGCGUUCCUACAACCGAACUGCUGCUGCCUCUUUGUUGCAAAAGACCAGAGUGGUCCUGUCACGAUUUCCAUACCCUGCCUUUAUAUAUGACGUUUUCAUCCUGGCCAUUCAGAACCAACUGCCCUUACUACUGGUGCUCAGCUUCACAUACACAUCCCUCAACAUAGUACGAGCAGUAGUGCAGGAAAAGGAGAGGAAACUCAAGGAGUAUAUGAGGAUGAUGGGGCUCAGCAACUGGCUCCACUGGAGUGCCUGGUUCCUCAUGUUCUUCCUUUUCCUCUCCAUUUCUGUCUGUUUAGUCACAUUGCUUCUCUGUAUUCAGGUGAGCCCUAAUGGAGCCGUGCUCACUUACAGUGACCCCACCCUGGUCUUUGUUUACCUGCUCCUUUUCACUGUGGCCACCAUCAACUUCAGCUUCAUGAUCAGUGCCUUCUUCUCACGAGCUAAUGUGGCAGCAGCAGCAGGUGGUUUCAUCUAUUUCCUCAGCUAUCUGCCUUAUUUGUUCCUGUGGCCACGCUAUGAUUUACUGAGCCAUUCCCAGAAGGUAUCAGCAUGCCUUAUCUCCAAUGUGGCCAUGGCCAUGGGAGCUCAACUUAUAGGAAUGUUUGAAGGCAAAGGCACGGGGAUCCAAUGGUCAAACUUGUUUAAUGCUGUGACUGUGGACGAUGACUUCUCCAUGGCUCAGGUCUUGGGCUUGUUGCUGUUUGACGCCAUACUCUAUGGGCUUGUGGCCUGGUACAUGGAGGCAGUUUUUCCCGGAGAAUAUGGUGUGCCUCUACCAUCUUAUUUCUUUGUUCUGCCUUCAUACUGGUGCAGCAGCCCUCGGAUGGCUUUGGUGAAUGAGAAGGAGGAGGAGGAAGAUGCAGAAAAGGCUCUAAAAGGGGAAUUUAUAGAGGAGGAGCCAGCUGGACUUGUCUCUGGGAUAAAGAUUAAACACUUGGCAAAGGAAUUCAAAGUGGGCAAUAAAACCCGUAAAGCUGUGCGGGAUCUUACACUUAACAUGUUUGAAGGACAGAUCACGGUGCUGCUCGGACACAACGGUGCUGGGAAGACCACAACACUGUCCAUGCUGACAGGGUUGUUUCCCCCCACAAGUGGCAGAGCAUACAUCAAUGGUUACGAUAUCUGUCAGGACAUGGCUCUGAUCAGACGCAGCCUGGGUCUCUGUCCACAGCACGAUGUUCUUUUUGAUAAUCUGACCGUCAGAGAGCAUCUGCUCUUCUAUGCACAGCUGAAAGGCUAUUCCAAAGACAAAAUUCCAGAUGAGGUGGACCGGAUAAUUCGUAUUCUGAACCUUGAGGACAAGCAGCGGGCUCGCUCCAAGACCCUGUCUGGUGGCAUGAAGAGAAAACUGUCCAUUGGCAUCGCUCUCAUUGGAGACUCUAAGGUGGUGAUGUUAGACGAGCCCACAUCAGGUAUGGACCCCUCAGCCCGACGUGCCACCUGGGAUCUUCUACAAGGGGAAAAGCGUGGUCGCACCAUCCUGCUCACCACCCACUUCAUGGACGAAGCUGAUUUACUCGGUGAUCGAAUCGCUAUCAUGGCAGGGGGAGAGCUGCAGUGCUGUGGGUCACCCCUUUUCCUUAAGAACAAAUAUGGUGCUGGCUACCACAUGGUAAUAGUAAAAGAUGCUCUUUGUAACGUAUCUGAGAUCUCCCGCCUUGUCCAUAUGUACGUUCCCAAUGCCACCCUGGAGAGCAGCGCUGGAGCUGAACUCUCUUACAUUUUACCCAAAGAAAGCACCAGCAGGUUUGAGUUGCUGUUUGCUGAGCUGGAGAUGAACAGAGAAGAGUUGGGUAUUGCCAGCUAUGGAGCAUCUGUAACCACAAUGGAAGAGGUUUUCUUAAGAGUUGGCAAGUUGGUGGAUUCUAGUUUGGACAUCCAGGCCAUCCAGCUGCCUGCUCUGCAGUAUCAACACGAGAGACGCUCCCAUGACUGGACUACAGAUGAUGCCAGUAGCAUCAGUGGUAUGACCGAUGUCACUGACUUUACAGACAGUGGUACACUCAUCUCAGAAGACUGCUCCAACAUCAAGCUGAACACUGGGAUAAGACUACACUUGCAACAGUUCUAUGCCAUGUUCCUGAAGAGGGCGCUGUACAGCUGGAGGAACUGGAAGGUGAUGGUGGCUCAGUUCCUGGUCCCUUUGGUUUUUACUGCUGUGGCCUUGUUCGUGGCACGCACCCUUCCCAGUCACCAGGACGCUCCUCAGCUGAGGCUGGCACUCAGCCGCUACGGUCCCACCAGGGUCCCCAUGGCCCUGCCUGAUGAGGGGCCCUUGGCCUCUGCUCUGGCAAAAACAUACAGCUCCCAGCUCCCGGCCCAGCUCGCACAGCUUGUCAACAUCACUGACUUUACAGAUUACAUCCUGACGCAGGUGGAGGAAGAAGGUGGCAGCUUCAAUGAGCGCUGCGUGGUAGGUGCUGCGUUCCGUGGCAGGAGCAAGCACUUCAUGGAAGCAACAGCCUACUUCAACAACCAGGGUUACCACACACCUGCCACAGCCCUCAUGAUGGUGGAUAACGCUUUGUUCAAGCUUCUGGCGGGCCCGAACGCCUCAAUCCAAACAAGCAACUACCCAAUGCCGCGUAACCUGUCUGAGACCGCCAAGAGCCAUCUCACAGAGGGUAAGACAGGCUUUGCCAUCGCCAUCAAUCUAAUGUACGGUAUGGCCUCCCUGUCCAGCACCUUCGCCCUUCUGCUGGUAACAGAGUCAUCUCUCAAGUCCAAACAUGUACAGCAGGUCAGCGGUGUCUAUCUGUCAAACUUCUGGUUUUCUGCUCUGCUGUGGGAUCUGGUCAACUUCCUACUGCCGUGUCUCCUCAUGUUGGUUGUAUUCAAGGCCUUUGGAGUCAAAGCUUUUGUAGAGGAGAACCACCUGGUAGACGUAUUGUUGUUGCUGCUGCUUUAUGGCUGGGCUGUUAUUCCACUCAUGUACCUGCUCAGCUUCCUCUUCUCCACUGCUGCCUCGGCUUACACCCGCCUUACUAUAUUCAACAUGAUCUCAGGCACAGCUACCUUCCUAGCUGUCACCAUCAUGACCAUUCCAGAGUUGAACCUGCAGGACCUGUCACACCUACUAGAUAAGGUGUUUUUGAUUUUCCCAAACUAUUGCCUGGGCAUGUCUUUCAGCCAGUUCUACCAGAACUACGAAUUCAUCUCAUUUUGCACCUCCAGUGAAAUAAGCAAGAGGAUCUGCAAUUUUUUAAACAUCACAUACCAACAAAAUUACUUCUCGAUGGCGGAGCCUGGUGUGGGACGCUUUCUUGUGGCCUUCUCGGUGCAGGGUGUAGUCUUUAUUAUCCUGCUGUUUGCUAUUGAGCUGCAGUGUGUUCGCACUCUCCGGCGACUCAUCUCCACCCUUGGAAGAAGACGUAAACAGUUACCACUAAUAGAGGAUGCAGCUCUGCUCCCAGAGGACAGGGAUGUGGCUGAAGAAAGGAAGAGGGUUCUGGAAUGCCAGCCGAUGGUAGAGUCCAUGGUCGGCAGCCCACUCAUAUUGCAGGAGCUCAGCAAGGUGUACAGUAGCGGGGAAAGUCUUCUGGCUGUUGACAGACUGUCUCUAGCUGUGGGGAAAGGAGAAUGUUUCGGUCUGCUGGGCUUCAAUGGAGCAGGCAAGACCACCACCUUCAAAAUGCUGACAGGUGAUGAAAGCGUUACCUCUGGGGAUGCCUACAUUGAUGGAUACAGCGUCCUGAGGGACAUCAAGAAGGUCCAGCAGCGCAUUGGUUACUGUCCUCAGUUUGACGCCGUACUUGACCACAUGACAGGAAGAGAAACUCUGAGUAUGUAUGCCAGGCUCAGAGGAAUACCAGAGAGGUACGUAGCUGGCUGUGUGGAGAAUGUCCUAAGGUCGCUGCUGCUGGAGCCUCAUGCUGACAAACUAGUUCGUAGCUACAGUGGUGGGAACAAGAGGAAGCUGAGUGCAGGCAUGGCUCUGAUUGGUGGACCUCCUGUCAUCUUCCUGGAUGAACCAUCAACUGGGAUGGAUCCUGUGGCCAGAAGGUUGCUGUGGGAUGCUGUCACACGCACACGAGAAUCUGGAAAGGCCAUCAUCAUCACAUCUCACAGUAUGGAGGAGUGUGAGGCCUUGUGUACCAGGCUAGCAGUGAUGGUCAAUGGUCAAUUCAAGUGCCUCGGGAGUCCCCAACAUCUGAAGAGCAAGUUUGGCAGUGGCUACACCCUGCUGGCUAAAGUGCAUAUAGAGGCUGAGCUGGAGGACAGCGACCUGCUGCUAUUUAAAGACUUUAUCGAAAGCACCUUCCCAGGAAGUCAACUGAAGGAUGAACACCAGGGAAUGGUGCACUAUCACCUGACUGACAAAACACUGACCUGGGCCCAGGUAUUUGGUACUUUGGAGGCAGCCAAAGAAAAAUACCGUAUUGAAGACUACUGUGUGAGCCAGAUAUCACUGGAGCAGGUGUUCCUCAGUUUUGCCCAGUUUCAGCACUGCACAGAAAGCGCGAGGAAGUAGGUGGAGUCAAGGAAUCCGUCCAUUUUGACCGUCCAUUUUCUACAGUGUGUGUGUGUGUGUGUGCGCAUAUGACCUGUAUACAGGGACUCACCUCAGUUCCACAGCAGAGGUGAACACAGGCGAGACGAAAGUACCGUCUUACGUUGUUUUUUUUCUCUGACUCAGUUUUUACCAGUACACACACACACACUGGACCAGUCUCCAAUCCAAACAUCAGUUUCAACAUUUCUACUACUGUAUCACGUCGGUGUCUUUGUUGGGUUUUUCAUGCCGCUGUUGUUUUUAUGUGACAAAAAAAGGAGUUAUGACCAAUGGGCUUUGAGCAGUUAAUUAUACCAAGUAAUGAAUUGUGAGAACUGCACUUUUUUAGUAUGAUCAAAGACAAUGGCAUCUACUAUUAGAUCUACUACUAUUCCUCUGAAUUAUGUGUGACAGGGUUUACUUGUGUGCAUCAUUAUGUGUGAACUGCUUGUCAUUUUGUUAUUUAUUUUAUUACUUGAUUGAGUUUUUGACAAUUUGUGCUUUUUUUUUGUUUUGUUUUUUUAAAUGAUCUUCAAUCAUCACCAGAAAAUGAACCACUCCUCUUGUUACAUUAAUGAAAUCACUGCUCACCUUUGGGCCUUAUUUAACUAAUGAGGGUUCUUGUUUCUUUUUAUUGCGCUGUACGAAAUGCCUGAUUAUCCUUAAGAGCCUCUUGAUGUUGUUGCCAGAUGUAUAUAAUGUCACAUGUUCUUGGUUCUGAAACCACUUCAGACAAGACAAGACCAUUUAAUCAUCUAAAGACUGGGUACAUUAACGAAUGCAUGCAAAAGAAAAACUACAAAAGACAAACAAAAAAACAAGUGCAUGAUACCGGGAAAGUAGAAAGCAGCAAAAAAGCAUCCAUAUUGAGGGUCAAUCCUUGGAACAUUUAGUCCUGUAUUGUUAGUCCUCCUCCAUUGCUGCCAACAUGUUACAUCAGUGUGUUACCAUGUGGAUAUCUUGCCAUUACAGUUUACAUAGGAGCUGUUGUCGGGAUAUGUUUGACACUGAAGGCAGUUGUAAUACAGCUGAGUACUGCAUGUGGUUAGUUUGGACCUGGAACAUUAAGAUUGUAAAGACUUUGAGGCAUUUUUUGUACAAAGAUGUUUUUUUUCCAGCAGCUAUGCACUUCAUAUGGUACAUUUAUAUAUGUAUGUGUGUUUGUGUGUGUGAGAGAAAGAGUAUGGCAGCACAUUAUUCCUUAAUUCAUCCAGAAUAUUCAGAAAACUUCUAUGAUGGUCCUUUAAUGUAAAAACCAACAGAUUGUUACUGCGCAGUGGAUGUCAUCUUUAAUGUAGGAAAUGUAAUUCAAAAGAAAACAUCCAAAAAUGUUAUAGAUGCGAAUACGUCCUCUGCAUAGAAACUGAUGCCUUGUUCUGAUGAAGAGUGAUCGGUGCAGUGUUUGUUCUUCUUCAUUUGGAUGUGCUUCUUUCAACCUCAGUUUUACAUGUACUCGUCGUCGAUAACACCAUUAAAGCCUUGCUGGUUGAAUGACGUCAGUUACAUAACGAUGAGGAUCAUCAUCCAUUCCCUGCUUGUCAUCCAUAUCAGAGAUCAUUAUUUUAAUUGCUUAGUUAUUCUCUUUUUCCAGUGCACAGAUGACAUUCCAUCUCUCAAAAAUCGCAGAUGUGUGAUGAAUGUAUUUACUGGCUCAGACGAAGGCAAAAUGUUCAUCAUCAACUUUAUUUACAGCUUGAAAUGAUUCCCAACACAUCCUUUAUUACAUAAGAAAAUAUUGUGUCGCCAUAUAUGUGUGAAAAAAGCAGACACUGACAUUCCAAAAAGACACUUACAUGUGGCUUAUUGGUCUUCAUAGAUUUAAUUUCCUUGUUUUGACUUUUGCACAAUUUAUGUGUCAUUACAUGUUUGACUUGAAUCAUCUGCAAUGUUAGAUACAUAGUUUUAGGAAAAAGUGGAAAGGUUUGCGCUGCUUACACUGAAGGAUAUUAAAACAGUGUAUCAUAUUUAAAAGGGAAUUCAUUGUAUUGUGUACUGUACUGUACCAUUGAACUGACCUUGUCAACUGUAUAUGUAUCACUAUUCUUUUUAAAAUAAAUCAUGCUCUAUGCAAAUGGAA
Molecule: messenger RNA, 7557 nt
Organism: Sphaeramia orbicularis (orbiculate cardinalfish)
Lineage: Eukaryota; Metazoa; Chordata; Actinopteri; Kurtiformes; Apogonidae
Gene: abca3b
Product: ATP-binding cassette, sub-family A (ABC1), member 3b
Exons: 31
Coding region: 324-5459 (1711 amino acids)
Biological process (GO): lipid transport; transmembrane transport
Cellular component (GO): intracellular membrane-bounded organelle; membrane
Molecular function (GO): ATP binding; ATP hydrolysis activity; lipid carrier activity
Source: RefSeq, a predicted model, not a curated record